CAGCGGGGCGUCAGCACGGAGAACACAGAGCCCAGUGUGCAGCCACUGAAAGCCUUUGUGUCCGCAGACACCUCCGGGCUCUGCAGCGGACACACGCAGCAAACCUCCCCGCCCAGCAAGCGUAGAAUCCCGGCUUCACCAGGCACCGCGCCCCGCUGAAUAGAGCGGAGGAUGGAAGAUCCGGAAGGGACGGUUUCUAGAGAUAACAGGUGUCGUUAGGUGCAGAAAAUUCUUCCCCCGUUUUCCCGUUUAGCAGUCUUUACAGUUAUAGAUUAAGCCGCAAAGGGCGAUUUUAGAUUAGGCACUAAAACGACUUGUUAGGAUCAGAAGGGGAAAAAGAAGGGAGGGUGAAUUUUCUGCCGACUUAAUUCGAGUGUGAAGAGAGGGAGAAUUGAAACUUGAAGCAACAGAGAGAAUAAAGGGAGGAGAGGAGAAGCUAGGAGGGGCGUGUAUUGUGGCGAGGAGAGACAGAGGACAGGAGUCUGGAUCUCUCCAGACGCAAUAUAAUCGUCUCUGACAGGCUGCAUGAUCGAUCUGAUACGCAAGAAACCCGGAUCAAAUGCAGAGCAGUGAGGGCAAAGAGGUGGAGAGACCCGCAGAUUCUGCAGACAUGUCGCUGGAGAAGUGUUUGGAGCUGCUGAUAACAGCCAAGAGGGAAGGCAGGGAGGUGGAGAAGGAGAGGCUCUACCGCCACAUGAGCGACCACUACCUGGAAGUGCUGAGGACCCCCGGUGUGUUCGGCCGGCUCACAGCCGGGGAGAGGGAGCUUAUCCUGGCCUGGAGGAUGGAGGGGCGAAAGGUGCUGGCGGUGGCUGAAACCAGCGAGGUGUACGACCGCGGGGGGAGCCGGGAGAGCAGCCGGCCACAGAGCCCGCAGCAGGAUGACUCCAGGCGGGUGUUUUGUCUCGAUACGGAAAGCCAAGCGGGUCAUAAAUCGGAGCGCUGGCAGUGGGAGGAGCUGACCCGUCUGCCGGAUGAGAUCCCGGCCAAAGGCUCGGCAAUGUGCACGCUGUACAACUACCUGUUUGUGGCGGGGGGCAUGAGCGGCGCCAAAGCAUCGGAUCGAGUCUUCUGCUUCAACCCGCGGACGCGCCUGUGGAGCCAAAUCCGUCCGCUCAGCGAGCCGCGCUGCCAGCUGCAGUUGGUGUCCAUGGACGGACACCUGUACGCCGUCGGAGGGGAGUGUCUGUUCACCGUGGAGCGCUACGACCCGCGCGCUGACCGAUGGAGCGCCGUGGCUCCGCUGCCCAAAGGCUCCUUCGCCGUCGCUCACGAGGCAACGUCCUGCGGCGGGGAGCUGUUCGUCUCCGGGGGCUCGCUCUUCUACCGCCUGCUGCGCUACGACUCGCGGCGCGACGAGUGGGAGGAGUGUCCGUUCAACGAGAGCCGGCGUCGCUCCACGGACAUGGUCGCUCACCGCAGCCUCGUGUACCGCUUCGACGUGGAGCGCGAGCGCGCGGCGGUGAGCGUGUACAAGUACAACACGGUGGCGAAGGCCUGGCACGGCGGGGCCAGCUUCCCGCUCUCAGAGACGCUGCCGUUUCGCUGCGCCGUGCUCGGCGAGCGGAUCUACUGCGUCAACAGGAGCAGCACGCUGCAGUUCGACGUGCGGGAGGAGAGCGAGGGCUUCCUGCCCAACGUGCUGCCCUCGCCGCCGGACACCAGAGGAGCGCUGGUGCCUUUCGUCCUCGCUCUCUAAACCGGAACAGCUGAUCCAUCAAGGGGGCGGAGCCUCUGGGGCUGCAGCGCCGAUUGUUUUCCUCCAAAGCACCCAAAUCUUUGAGGGCUUUAAAAUAACUUGUGUCAUUUCCUGUUCAGUCUCUCUGUAGCAAAAGUUCUCUUAGGCCUGCACACUGGCUGCGUGGCGUGAGCGUGUCAGCUGUGUGGCGUGAACGU
Molecule: messenger RNA, 1896 nt
Organism: Sander lucioperca (pikeperch)
Lineage: Eukaryota; Metazoa; Chordata; Actinopteri; Perciformes; Percidae
Product: kelch repeat and BTB domain-containing protein 11-like
Exons: 2
Coding region: 560-1699 (379 amino acids)
Molecular function (GO): protein binding
Source: RefSeq, a predicted model, not a curated record